AUGGACCCAGGCAAUCUGCACACGCAGGGGUACUUGCUGCACGACUUCUGGAGCGCCAAGCACGUCGAGGAUCAGUUCCGUUAUCAGCAAGGCAUACUACGCUCCAACGCGGCAGGACAGUCCCUUGAGACAGCACGAUCGGAAUGGGAAGUCGGAUACAUCUGA
Molecule: messenger RNA, 165 nt
Organism: Pseudovirgaria hyperparasitica
Lineage: Eukaryota; Fungi; Ascomycota; Dothideomycetes; Acrospermales; Acrospermaceae
Exons: 1
Coding region: 1-165 (54 amino acids)
Source: RefSeq, a predicted model, not a curated record